This is a messenger RNA of Mustela lutreola (European mink), 774 nucleotides long. RefSeq names its product glycine-N-acyltransferase like 2 (gene GLYATL2). The record is from RefSeq and is a predicted model, not a curated record. Gene Ontology annotation, cellular component: mitochondrion. Gene Ontology annotation, molecular function: glycine N-acyltransferase activity. Lineage: Eukaryota; Metazoa; Chordata; Mammalia; Carnivora; Mustelidae.
UAAACCUCAUUCAACAUGGAAGUGCUGGUGGACACCUGGCCAGAUUAUCAGAUGGUAAUUACUUGGCAUCGGAAAGAGGAGAUGAAAGACGACCUGGAUCGUUAUACCAACACUUACCACAUCUUCACCAAAGCUCCUGACAAGUUAGAGGAAGUCCUGGCAUGCCCCCAGGUUAUCAGUUGGGAACAAACUUUCCAGAUCCAAGGUUGCCAAGUGAAUGUGGGGGCGGCAAUAAGAAAGAUUUCAGCUGCAAAAUCAGUGCAGGAAGAUCACUUGAAGACCACACUCAUUAUGACAGAAAUACCAGAGACCAAGACAUCAAGUGAUGAUGAGAUGGGUUUGGUGGAAUCAUUUAGCAUGCCCAAAGUGGAUGAAGAUAGCAAGAAAGGAAGCUUUCAGAACAUCUUGGAUGCCUCCCAUGUGGGGCCUGUGAAUGAGCAGUGGAACUUUGGAAAAAAUGAAAGGAGCUUGAAAUAUAUUGAAUGCUGUCUCCAGAAUUUUCCAGGAUUUGGUGUGCUGGGUCCAGAGGGGGACCCUAUCUCUUGGAUUGUGAUGGAACAGUCUUGUGAGAUGAGAAUGGGUUACACUGUCCUCAAAUACCGAGACAAAGGCUACAUGAAGAAAAUCAGUUUUCACUUCAUAAAGUAUUUUAUUCAGAAAAAAAUGCCAUUUUAUUUCCAUGUGUCAAGAGAUGAAGAAAACCUUCAGGCACUGAGAAGUGUAGGGCUUCAGGCUGCUCCUUGUGUCUGGCAUCAGUGGGAAAUGCAUUCCUAG